AUGCCUAUGAAAGCUUCUGAUUUUCGUCAAUUAUAUCGCAAAAGAGAUAUAAUUGAACAAAGAUUAAACAAUUUUAUUAAAUUUAUAGAGUCGAUGACAAAUAUCGCGAUUAAUGAUUUAAGCGAAGACCAUUUUUCGCAGAUAGAAUUGAAUACAGAAAGAACUGAAAGUUUGUUUACUGAAUUUGAUGAAAUCCAAAUGUCAAUUGAAUUAAAUUGUCAGGAUCAAGAUAUUCAACAAGAGUAUGCGAAAAGACAACGAUUAGAUACUAUAUUUUCAAAAACUUUGUCUAGAGCAAGAACGAUGUUAAAAAGAAAAUGUUCCGAUUUAUCCAGUUCACAGUCGAAAAGGUUAGACAUAAGCCAUGAAUAUAGUGGAUUAGAAGGUGUCAAAUUACCUCCUAUUCAGUUACCUGUCUUUCAUGGGGACUAUUUGAAGUGGAUUGAGUUUAAAGAUACUUUUGAAGGGUUAAUUCAUAAUAAUAAAGUAUUGGCAGAUAUUCAAAAAUAUCAUUAUUUACGUGCGAGUUUAAAAGGUGAUGCAUUGAAAAUUAUACAAAGUUUAGAUUUUUCUGCACAAAAUUACAAUUCUGCAUGGCAGACUCUAUGCAACAGAUUUGACAACUCUCGGAUGUUAGUAAACAAUCAUUUAAAAGCUCUUUUUGAGAUUGAAAAUUUAAAUAAAGAAUCUGCAUUAGGUCUUAGAAGCAUGAUAGAUUCAGUUAAAAAGCAUUUAUUCGCUUUAAAAUCACUUCAACUACCGACUGAACAUUGGGAUGCUAUUAUGGUGUAUUUGGUAAGUGGUAAAUUGGAUAAAUUUAGUUCUAGGGAAUGGGAAAAAAGAAAAAUAGAUAAUUCUUUGCCAAGUUUAAACGAAUUUCUUGAAUUCUUGAAGAAUCGUGCUGAUUUUUUGGAAACUAUAGAGUUAAGCAAUGUGACAAAACCGGAUUAUAAAUCUAAUUACCAAGAUAAACGCUCUAGAUCUCUGCUAACUAGUAAAAGCAGAAGUUGUAAUUUUUGUAAACAAAAUCAUUUGAUUUACCUAUGUGAAGAAUUUCUUAAACUUUCAGUAGCCCAAAGAUGGGAUAAAAUAAAACAAUUAAAUUUAUGCCGAAAUUGUUUAUGUACCGGACAUUCCUACAAACAAUGUAAAUCGUUCGGUUGUAAGAUAUGUAAAGCCAAACACAGUUCUCUUUUACAUGAAAAUAAACCAUCUGAUAUUCAUGUUAAAGAAAACAGUUCAAUUAAUUUCAACCCGAACAAUGAUUCCGAGAAUGAACCAAAUAAAGUUAAGUUGUCAACUAAUACUUCAGAAAAUAAUGUUAAUAGAAAUGAGAUUGUUUUAAAAAAUAAUUGUUCAAAUAAUGAUUAUGUACUGUUGAGUACUGCUAAAUUUAGAGUAUAUGAUAGAUACGGAAAUACUCAUAUCGCACGAGUAAUCCUAGAUUCAGGGAGCCAAUCAUGUUUUAUUACAGAGGAUUUUCUAAGUAAACUCGAUUUAGACACAAAUAGAGCAAAUAUUUGUGUUUCAGGAAUUAAUAAUUCCGUUUCAUCUUUAAAUAAAAAAUGUCAAUUAAAAAUUGGUUCUAUAUUAAACAACUUUAAGUCAAAUUUACAUUGCAUAGUGGUGCAACAGAUUACUGAGAAUUUGCCAACUUAUACUUUUAAUGUCUCAAAUUUCUCAAUACCCCCUAAUAUAACUUUGGCAGAUGAUUCAUUUAAUGUAAGCAGUAAGGUAGAUAUGUUACUUGAUGCUAGUUUGUUUUGGGAUAUAAUGUUAGAUGGUCGCAUAGAUCUUGGAAAGAAUUUACCCUCCCUCCAAAAUACUGUUUUUGGUUAUAUUGUGGUUGUGUUCCUCAUUAACUUAGGUGAUUUGUGUUUGAACGGUCAUGGAGCUGUUCAAGGCGGGGAGUAUGGACGAAAAGUAUUAUUUAUUAUUGGAUAG
Molecule: messenger RNA, 1944 nt
Organism: Diabrotica virgifera virgifera (western corn rootworm)
Lineage: Eukaryota; Metazoa; Arthropoda; Insecta; Coleoptera; Chrysomelidae
Exons: 2
Coding region: 1-1944 (647 amino acids)
Source: RefSeq, a predicted model, not a curated record